Abrus precatorius (Indian licorice) is the source of this 1602-nucleotide messenger RNA. Its product is annotated as protein CLT1, chloroplastic-like. The transcript has 10 exons. The record is from RefSeq and is a predicted model, not a curated record. The coding region runs from base 47 to 1390 and encodes 447 amino acids. NCBI's taxonomy places the organism in Eukaryota, Viridiplantae, Streptophyta, Magnoliopsida, Fabales, Fabaceae.
GUGACUCACUCUCAAAUCUCACUCUUCUUUUUCUCUCUACGAUUCAAUGUUAAAUUCCCGUGCAAAUUGUUACCCAAUCAUGACGUCCCUCUCCCGGCGGUUUCCCGCCGGCGCCACCGCCACCGCCUUGGCCUAUGGUGGUCUCCGUCUCAGUCGUCCGGCGAGAACCACCGCGAUUUGCAUGGUGCGAUACGGUUUUCGGUCAGAGCGACGGGGAAUCGCGCUGCGACUGCCGCCGCCGGGGCAGGAACAUGGCGGCGUGUGGGAGAGAUCCGGCGUGAAGGAAGAGGCCAAGAAGGCGGGGCCGUGCUCGUGUGCGGUCGGGGAAUUGGCAGGGGAGAAUGGGCGUAAAAGCGUGAAUCGGGCGGCGGAGGUGGCGGUGGCUGCCGGGCUGACGGUGGUGAUGGGCGUCGGGAACAGAGUACUGUAUAAGCUUGCAUUGGUUCCUCUGAAGAACUACCCUUUCUUCCUUGCUCAACUAGCUACUUUCGGAUAUGUAGUUGUAUACUUUUCUAUUUUGUAUAUCCGGUACCAUGCGGGCAUUGUCACUGAUGAGAUGUUAUCCAUGCCAAAAACUCCAUUUUUAGUUGUUGGUCUCUUGGAGGCACUGGGUGCUGCCACAGGAAUGGCAGCAGGAGCAAUGCUAUCUGGAGCAUCAAUUCCAAUUUUGUCUCAGGCUUUUCUUGUGUGGCAAAUUCUCCUUUCAAUUAUUUUUCUUGGGAGGCGAUAUAAAGUCAACCAACUACUUGGAUGCCUUCUUGUGGCUAUUGGUGUAAUUAUUACUGUAGCAAGUGGAUCUGGUGCGGGGCAUUCAUUGAAGGAAGCUGGUAUAUUUUGGAGUCUUUUAAUGAUAGUUUCAUUUUUAUUCCAAGCAGCUGAUACGGUUCUGAAGGAAGUAAUCUUUUUGAAUGCAAGCCGAAAACUGAAGGGAGGUUCUUUGGAUCUGUUUGUUGUCAAUUCCUUCGGAUCUGCAUUCCAAGCACUAUUUAUAUGCCUCCUCAUCCCCUUCUUAUCAAAAUUAUGGGGCAUCCCCUUUGGUCAACUACCAACCUAUCUUAAAGAUGGUGCAGCCUGCUUUCUGAAUGUUGGGACGCUGUCAAGAGGAUGUGAUGGAGCUCCUCUGUUGCCCUUGUUGUUUAUCAUUGUCAACAUGGGCUUCAAUAUCUCAUUGCUUCAUCUCCUCAAAAUCUCGUCAGCUGUUGUCUCUUGUCUAGCUUCCACAUUUUCAGUCCCAAUAGCUAUCUAUGUGUUCACACUGCCAUUGCCAUACCUUGGUGUUGGCUCUUCACUUCCAGCAGGCUUCAUUGCAGGGGCCAUCGUUCUCGUCAUGGGAUUACUCAUUUAUGCAUGGACCCCUUCAAAUGGUUCCACCAAUGCAGCUUCCACAUAGAGAAGCUAGCAGGGUUUGAAUCUUAAUAGCUACACCAUUGCCCCAAGCCCAAGGGAUGGGUUGCACCAAGCCCGACAGCAAAUGGUACAACAAAUACUCAGGUCCACUCUUCCUUGAUUGAUGAUCACAAGAUGGAGAUGUGAAAAUGAUGUAAUUUUUGCUUUAGUAAGUUGCUAGUCCCAUGAAGAAAAGUAUACAGAAGGUUAAAUCGU